AAUAAAUCAACGGCUAGUCUUGCCCUUCAUACCUAGAUUGUUCCACAAUCCACUGUGGAGUAAUGUUUUCAUUCUAUAAAGCAGUAACACCGGUCCCGGUUCUUCUCGUAACCUCAACACCUGACAUUUGGAUUUAACUCGCCCCCAAGGCUUCAGGAAAGGAUUAAAGUCCGUUAUUAUGACGACGGAAAAAGUUCAGCAAGAGGUAAAGACGGAUGGGGACCUGCGUCAGUCCCAAGCACCACAGCAUCCUGAUCUGGCACAAGAACAUUCCAUUCAAAAUGGAACAGAGCCCAUACAGAAUGACUGGCAGAACCUACCUGCAGACUUGAUACAGGUGGAACAAGAUAGAGGACCAACCGUGCCGGAAAAGGUUAUAACACCUCCUGCAAAGAAUCCUCACAUGGAGAUGCCUCCAAUCGUCUCGGAGCCCGAGCCGCAGAUGGUGACGCCACUGUCCAGACUGACAGCAAAACCAACUUUUAUCGACUGCCCCUUCUGCCUACAGCGGACUCAGACAAACGUAUCGACAGAGGGAACCUCAAUGCAGACCAUAGCAGCGGCUUUGUGCUGCCUAUUCUGCUUGUGUACAGUCUGCCUGCCGUACUUGUGUCACUGGUUCGAGGACACGCACAUCUACUGUUCACGAUGCAAGGCGAGAGUGGCGACCAUACCGCAUGACGGGCACAUUCACGUCUACCAGCCAAAUGAUCCUGCAAUGGUUGCAACCAUUUACCAGUAGCUGGUUUCCUAGGUAGCUCUUCACGUACUGGGCUAAGGAGAAUUGGCUGGCUUGUUCUGAUGACAGCCAUGGAAAGUCAGCUUCAAAUGCACAUACACGAGGAACGCGGUACUGGCAGGGCGGGGUGCUGUUGAAGCUCAGGCCGUUGCAUAGGUUACCAGAAGUAGCCAGGGAAGCUGCAAAUUUCCCUUUUCGUAGUUGCCUAUUAAUUCCAAGACGAAAAUCCCCUA
Diaporthe batatas is the source of this 972-nucleotide messenger RNA. RefSeq lists its product as uncharacterized. Bases 179 to 742 code for a protein of 187 amino acids. Gene Ontology annotation, molecular function: zinc ion binding. Lineage: Eukaryota; Fungi; Ascomycota; Sordariomycetes; Diaporthales; Diaporthaceae. The record is from RefSeq and is a predicted model, not a curated record. The transcript has 2 exons.